This is a messenger RNA of Entrophospora candida, 456 nucleotides long. The record is from the annotation of a GenBank genome assembly. Lineage: Eukaryota; Fungi; Glomeromycota; Glomeromycetes; Entrophosporales; Entrophosporaceae.
AUGUCAUCACGUAAAGCCAAAUUUGUACUAGACGAAGACCUUCUUAAUUUAGCUAGGGAACACUUCCUUAGACAAGAAAAGAAAUUAUUUUUGCUGGUAACACGUCUCUCAAAAGUUUUGAGGAGCCAAGCAAAGACUUCCUGUCAAAAUCCACCCGGUCAAUCAGGAUCUCAUCACGGUCCGAAUAGUAUGUUUACUGCUGAUGAAACUAUCCGACCAAAAAAUUUUCCUAAACUUCCACGUUCUCAAACGUGUAAUUCAUCAGGGUCAGCUUAUCCAAACACGGUUAUUGAAGUCGAAGCGAAUCAACCCAGUAUAGGUGUUCCAAAUGAUAACAUCACUGGUGUUGGAAGAGGAGCGCCUGCUUGCAACGGCUCCGAUAUUCAAAAUUACCAAUUACAUAUUCUUGCUGCUGAACUCUUCAAUGGUGCUCUAACUGGAAUUCCUAACGGUUAG